AAGUCAACUUCCGGUGUGACUAGUUGGCGCAAAAAUUGAAAAGAUAUUUGUCUCUCUGGAAAAAUCAGGGGGGAAAAAGGCUUGAUGAAUUCUGUAGAAGAUUUAGACAUAAAUCCGAAAAUCAAGACAUCCCUCAAAAAAGUUGGACUGACAUCAUUUGGACAAAUUCUGACCCUGUCAAUACAAGACAUUCAAAGAUUGACCAAAUUAAGCCAGGGAGAGGUUACAGGAAUCAAAACAGCUAUUGCUCUUCAGGUGAUGCCACAACCUUCUCUCACAGCUUUUGAUAUACAGAAACUUACUGACAAGUGUCCAGAUAGACUGAAAAUUGGAAAACUUUCCACAGGCUGUAAGCAGAUCGAUGAAGCAUUAAGAGGUGGAAUAUUAACAAGAGGAAUAACAGAGAUUGCUGGAGAAAGUGCGAGUGGUAAAACACAGUUCUGUCUGCAGCUUUGCUUAAGUGUACAAUUACCCCAUAACUUAGGAGGUUUAUCAGCAGGAGCUGCAUAUAUCUGCACUGAGGAUGUCUUUCCCAGUAAAAGACUCGGGCAAAUGAUUGGUUACUUCAGCCAGCGGACAGACAUUCACAAGAAGAUAGCAUUUGGAGACAACAUCUUCAUUGAACAUGUUGCAGACCUGGAAAGUUUGAAUGCGUGCAUACAUCAGAAGUUGCCACACUUGCUUUCCAGUGGAGGUGUAAAGCUUGUGAUUGUCGAUUCUGUGGCAGCUGUGUUCAGAUGUGAUUACGAGUUAAAGGACAUGUACAAACGUUCAAAGCACAUGGCCUCUCUGGCUGCAAGUCUUCAAAAGCUCAGUUCAAAAUACUGCUUGCCUGUUGUUUGUGUCAAUCAGGUGACAGAUUCUAUGCAAACUUUGCACAGGAGACAAAUACCUGCUCUUGGAUUAGCCUGGUCUAACCAGAUCACAUGCAGACUGAGUCUGGCUCGGACUAGCCAUGAACUGGACUUGCCAAGGAACAUCCUGAAUGGAGUAGUGAUUGGGGGAUUCCCCACCUCAAUUAGGACACUGGAAGUGACAUUUGCUCCCAAUCUUCCCAACCUUGAACUUGUGUAUGUGAUUGACCAGGAAGGCAUUAAAACUGUAUCAUAAUUUGUCAUUACUUUCAUUCAACAUAUGGUAGACAUGUUUUAUCCAAUUAAUACAAAUUUGUGUGGUCUAUGGUAUUAAAAAAUCUGCUGACUAGGUUUCAAUUAAACUUAUUUCUAUAUGCCCGUCAUUAGACGGGACGUAUUAUGUUUUGUCGCUGUCUGGCUGAUCAUCCGUCCGGGGUCAUGUUUUCCAGACUUUUUUCCGUAACGGAUGCAUGUACAACUUCGAACUUUGGUCACAAUAUCUCCCUCAAGAAUUUUAAGACUGAGUUUGCAUUUCAGCUGAAUUGGACCAUCCUUGACCUACUUUAGGACUAUAAGUAGGUCAAAUAGUUUUCUGGUUACAGAUAGAUAUUGCCCUGAAAUUUACACACAAGCUUCCUUUCAGAGGAAUACGUUCAGUUUGCAAUUCAGCUGGAUUGGUCAGUCCAUCCGUGACCUACAAUAGGACUAAAAGUAGGUCAAACAGUUUCCCAGUCUUUUUUCGUUAUUGAUACAGAUAUUGUCCUAAAAUUUAGUCCGAGGCUUUCUCUGGAGGAAUACAAGUUCAGUUUGCAUUUCAGCUUUUUUGGAACUGACAGCCCUACUAAAGAAUAUACUUAUGAUCACCCACUUACUGUGGUGAAAUAGCUUGAAAAAUGAAACAUUACACAAUAAGAGGGUUCUAUUGUUUAUCUAUCUAUACAUGAAUAUAUGUUUUGUGUGGUUUUUAUGCAUUGAUAUAUUUGAUGGCUAACUCUCUGUUCAUCAUGCAGUGCAAUUUUCUUUGUCAUAUGCUUCUGUGAUUUUGGACUUUGUCAAUGUGCAUCCUAAUGCUCCUGCGGGCCCAGAUUUGUUGAAUAAAUAUUCUAUGUACAUUGU
Ostrea edulis (European flat oyster) is the source of this 1970-nucleotide messenger RNA. RefSeq names its product DNA repair protein XRCC3-like. Lineage: Eukaryota; Metazoa; Mollusca; Bivalvia; Ostreida; Ostreidae. Gene Ontology annotation, biological process: resolution of mitotic recombination intermediates; t-circle formation; double-strand break repair via synthesis-dependent strand annealing. Gene Ontology annotation, molecular function: four-way junction DNA binding; ATP-dependent DNA damage sensor activity; ATP binding. The record is from RefSeq and is a predicted model, not a curated record. The transcript is spliced from 7 exons. Gene Ontology annotation, cellular component: Rad51C-XRCC3 complex; replication fork. The coding region runs from base 85 to 1110 and encodes 341 amino acids.